This is a messenger RNA of Danio rerio (zebrafish), 3636 nucleotides long. The record is from RefSeq and is a predicted model, not a curated record. NCBI's taxonomy places the organism in Eukaryota, Metazoa, Chordata, Actinopteri, Cypriniformes, Danionidae.
CAGCAGCAGCAGGAGCUCAUGAUUUUGGCACCAGCCAGAAAACCGUUUUCACAAAGGCGUUCCCCAACACUGCCACUGUCUUCCUGCCGUGCCGGGACAGAAGGAAAGAAAGGGGGAAGAAGGAGGAGGAGGAGAGGAGGAGGAGAGGAAGGGGGAUGCAGGAGCACACCUUACCCUCUUUACAAGACACAUCCUCACAGCACACCAUCAGAAACCACCCACACUGUCCAACAGCACCAGCUCCAGCUCUGCAGGAUGAAGAUCUGGUCCAGGAUCAGUCUGGUGCUGCUUGGUCUUGUAACUCUGGCUCUGUCUCUGGGAAAUCUCUCCAGCAGAGGACAGGAAGAGGGUGUUGCCUCUAACAGUCUGGAGGACGGGCUGGAAGUGAUCACAUACUGGUGGGGUGAAUGGACAAAGUGGACAGCCUGCACUCGUACCUGCGGAGGAGGCGUCAUGUCACAGGAGAGACACUGUCUGAAGCAAAGGAAGAAAACAACAACCGGUAAAGACAACAUGACAUGCACAGGCAAUGCAAAAAAGUAUCAUCUCUGCAAUGCAAAGGAAUGUCCUUCUACAGGGAGGAGUUUCAGAGAAGAGCAGUGCUGGUCCUUCAACUCUCAGGUUUACAAUGGAAAGAAUUACCACUGGAAACCUCUCUAUCCUGACGACUACGUUCAUAUCUCCAGUAAUCCGUGUGACCUACACUGCACCACCUCUGAUGGUCAAAGACAGCUGAUGGUUCCUGCACGUGAUGGGACGUCCUGCAAGUACAGCAACUACAGAGGCGUGUGUGUCGACGGCAAAUGUGAACCCAUAGGAUGUGACGGUGUCCUCUUCUCCCCCAACACCCUGGAUAAGUGUGGCGUGUGUCAGGGAGACGGGAGCAGCUGCAGUCGAGUUACUGGGAACUUUCGCCGCGGGGCCUCGAGUCUAGGCUAUACUUUCAUAACUCAAAUCCCCGAAGGAUCAUGGGACAUCCAGGUUAUUGAGAGGAAGAAGUCUGCAGAUAUCCUGGCUGUGACUGACCAAGCAGGGAACUUUUUCUUCAAUGGGGCGUAUAAGAUGGACACCCCUCAGAACUUCCACGCCGCAGGGACCAUUUUCAAAUACCGGCGGCCCACCGAUGUGUACGAGACGGGGAUCGAGUACAUCGUGGCGAAAGGGCCCAUCGAUCAGCCCAUCAAUGUUCUGGUCUGGAACCAGAAUGGGCAAAAUCCGUACAUCACAUAUGAGUACACAGUGAUGAGGGACUCUAUGGCUUCUGUGUCACAGCCUCCCAUUUACACGGGGCCGCAGGGAGGAUCCAGUCUGGUUUCAGUGGAGGUUGUGAGUGUUUUACAGCAUAACCAGAGCAUGUAUGAUAAGAACCAGGAACAGACGACCGGACCCAGGGCUGUGGAGGGACAAAAGCCUGCUCAGGAAACCAAUGAAGUGUAUGAGACGGCUAACAUUGACUGCGAGCAGGACGCUAACACACAAGUGCAAUAUACAGAGGGGAACUGCAGCUGGCCCAGUGCAGUAGGAGCUCCUGGGACAGCAACAGUCAGCCGACCGGCAGAGGACAUGGUAAACUCUGAAAACCUGAUCUGGAGAGUGCUUUUAGGAGAGCGGCUCGGCUCUGAUGGUGUCCUCGCCAACAUCUCCACCAACCAGCUUCUUACGCAUCGAGAUGGCUUAUCGUCUGAAGCUGAGCCGAUGGAGCUGGACUACAGCAGUUUGGAGCAAGCGGGUCUUAAUGGCUCACUGCUUGAGUUUACCCUCGGAAACCGACGAAAUGACACAGACCUCCUGCUCCCAAACAGAAAUCUUACUGCCAUUUUACGCAACCGUGGCAAUCGCACCAGGAAUAACCAUAGGCUCCUUCAGAAGAACAAACCAAGCGCUGCUGACAUGUACCGGUGGAAGUUGUCCACACAGGAGCCCUGCAGUAUGACAUGCUCCAUUGGUGUGUCAAAAUCACUUGCCAUGUGUGUGCGGUAUGAUGGCAUCGAGGUGGAUGAUGUUUACUGUGACGCUUUGACUCGACCUGAGCCGGUUCAUGAUUUCUGCAUUGGUAGAGAAUGCCAGCCCAGAUGGGAGGCGAGCAGCUGGAGUGAGUGCUCUCGGACCUGUGGGGAAGGUUUUCAGUUUCGGCUGGUGCGCUGCUGGAAGAUGCUGGCCCCUGGACUCGACAGCUCGGUGUACAGUGACCUCUGUACUGAAGCGCAGCUCGAGCGGCCUCCAGAGCGCCGGGCCUGCAAGAGCCCCACCUGCGGCCCACAGUGGGAGGUAGCCGAGUGGUCUGAGUGUCCAGCUAAAUGUGGUCGCAAGAGUCUGGUCACUCGAGAGGUCAGAUGCUCAGAUGAGGCCCAUGCGUGUGAUGAGGAAACUCGUCCACCAUCGACCAAAAAUUGCACAGGCCCUCCAUGUGAGCGCCAGUGGACAGCAUCCGAGUGGGGACCGUGUUCAGGGAUCUGUGGUCAUGGAAAAACGGUGAGGCAUGUGUACUGCAAAACAGCAGAGGGCCGAGUGGUACCCGAGUCUCAGUGCUCACCUGAAAACAAGCCUCUGGCUAUUCACCCCUGCGGAGACAAUGAAUGUGCUCCACACUGGCUGGCCCAGGACUGGGAGAGGUGCAACACAACAUGUGGACGGGGUGUGAAGAGAAGGACAGUGCUGUGUGUCAGCAUUACAAGUGGGAAGGUCCAGAUAAAUGAGGAUGAGGAAUGUGACGCCAGCAAGAGGCCAGCGGAUGAGGACACCUGCUUCGAGAGGCCUUGCUUUAAGUGGUACACAACGCCGUGGUCUGAGUGCACCAAGACGUGUGGUGUGGGUGUGCGCAUGAGGGAUGUGAAGUGUUAUCAGGGACGAGAGCUUGUUCGUGGAUGCGACCCUUUGACCAAACCUGUUAACAAGCAGACCUGUGCACUGCAGCCCUGCCCCACCGAACCUCCAGAUGAAAACUGCCAGGAUCGUCCCACCACCAACUGCUCUCUGGCUCUCAAGGUGAACCUCUGCUCUCACUGGUACUACAGCAAGGCCUGUUGCCAUUCCUGCCGAAACCUUCGAUCUUCCUAACUCUUCUCUCCUAAUAUCAUCAUCAUCAUGAGGAUGAGGAUCGCAGUGAGAGAAUUCUGAAUCAGUAUUUGUUUCUAUUCAAACUUUCUCAUUACUAAAACGAUGCCUACUUCACGACAAUGUCCCGCCUUUGUGGGAUACAGUAAGGAAAUAUUAAAUUAUUUGAUUAUUGCUCAGAGGAUUAUAUUGCAUGUCAUAAAAGUAUUUAUUAUUACAAGUCAGGUUUUAUGGGACUUUUAUUAUCUGGCAGUGGCAGAGGUGGAUAUACUGAAUGUACAGUUAAAGUCAGAAUUGUUAGCCCUCCUGUAUAUUUUUCCCCUGAUUUCCGUUUAACGGAUAUAAACGUUUUUUCAGCGCAUUUCUAAACAUAAUAAUUUUAAUAACUCAUUUCUAACAACGGAUUUCUUUUAUGUUUGCCAUGAUGACAGCACAUAAUAUUUGACUACUAGAUAUUUUUAAGACACUAGUAUUUAGCUUAAAUGGACAUUUAAAGGUUAAUUAGGAAAGCUAGGGUAAUUCCGCAAAUCAUUGUAUAACUAUGGAUUGUUCUGUACACAAUUAAAAACAAAUAUUGCUUAA